AUGCCACCCAAGCGCAUAGCUAAGAGAAGAUCACCCCCAGAAGAUGCCAUCCCCAAAAGCAAGAAGGUGAAGGGCGUGAGGGCCGCUGCCUCCCGCCAUGUUUCCGGUGCCCGCUCCUGCCAAGUCUCACACAGGUCCCACAGCACAGAAGCAGGUUUGGUGCUGACACUGGGCCAGGGCGACGUGGGCCAGCUGGGGCUGGGUGAGAAUGUGAUGGAGAGGAAGAAGCCAGCCCUGGUGCCUAUUCCGGAGGAUGUUGUGCAAGCUGAGGCUGGGGGCAUGCACACUGUGUGUCUAAGCAAGAGUGGCCAGGUCUACUCCUUCGGCUGCAAUGAUGAGGGAGCUCUGGGAAGGGACACAUCAGCGGAGGGCUCAGAGAUGGUCCCUGGGAAAGUGGAACUGCAAGAGAAGGUGGUACAGGUGUCAGCAGGAGACAGUCACACAGCGGCCCUCACUGAGGAUGGCCGUGUCUUCCUCUGGGGCUCCUUCCGGGACAAUAAUGGUGUGAUCGGGCUGUUGGAGCCCAUGAAGAAGAGCAUGGUGCCCGUGCAAGUGCAGCUGGACGUGCCCGUGGUUAAGGUAGCCUCAGGAAAUGACCACUUGGUGAUGCUGACAGUUGAUGGUGACCUCUACACCUUGGGCUGUGGGGAGCAGGGCCAGCUGGGCCGUGUGCCUGAGUUAUUUGCCAACCGUGGUGGCCGGCAGGGCCUUGAACGACUCCUGGUCCCCAAGUGUGUAAUGUUGAAAUCCAGGGGAAGCCGGGGCCAUGUGAGAUUCCAGGAUGCCUUCUGUGGUGCUUAUUUCACCUUUGCCAUCUCCCGAGAGGGCCAUGUAUAUGGCUUUGGCCUCUCCAACUACCAUCAGCUUGGAACCCCAGGCACGGAAUCUUGCUUCAUACCCCAGAACCUGACGUCCUUCAAGAAUUCCACCAAGUCCUGGGUCGGCUUCUCUGGUGGCCAGCAUCAUACAGUCUGCAUGGAUUCAGAAGGAAGAGCAUACAGCCUGGGCCGGGCUGAGUAUGGGCGGCUGGGCCUUGGGGAGGGUGCUGAGGAGAAGAGCAUACCCACCCUCAUCUCCAGGCUGCCUGCUGUCUCCUCAGUGGCUUGUGGGGCCUCUGUGGGGUAUGCUGUAACCAAGGAUGGUCAUGUUUUUGCCUGGGGCAUGGGCACCAACUACCAGCUGGGCACAGGGCAGGAUGAGGAUGCCUGGAGCCCCGUGGAAAUGACGGGCAAACAGCUGGAGAACCGUGUGGUCUUAUCUGUGUCCAGUGGGGGCCAGCAUACAGUCUUAUUAGUCAAAGACAAGGAACAGAGCUGAUGAAGCCUCUGAGGGCCUGGUUCCCGGUGCCCCGCAACUCCCUCAUAGAUCAGGGCAGCAGUGACAACCACAGAUUCCAGCAGGCCUCUUCCCAACCCUGAGCACUCUGUCAUCUCCUGCCUUCUUGCCAUCAGCAGAACAGAAUCCUUUUCUUUUUCUUCCUUCUUUCUGGAAUCAUACUGGGACCUGCAAGAUGAAACGGGAGGAUGGAGAGGGAGGUUUUGUCAGAAGGAACAUUGCUCAUCCCAGAGCUGUGUGGUCAGACCUUUCCUGCCACUACUUCCCUACCUCCCACAGCCUUGGCUGGUCCUGGCUGGUCCUGGCUUUGCCUACCACAAAACCAAAACUUCCUCCCCUGGGGGUUUGGCGCCCACACUAAGUUGGGGCUCCAUCAAGCCCCACUCUAAUUAUGUGCAACUCUUCUGUCCCUAACAAUCCACAGGCAGACAGAUGAUACGGACAUUAGACCCAGCUGUCAUGGACCCAUGCUGCCUGGGGAAUCUAGAGAAAGGGCAGGGCUACAGGGCUGUGGGCAACCCCAAGCCAAAUAUUUGGCUCUGAACAGGUGUCCAUGGGACAAAAAGGACAAUGAUCCUCCACUUGACAAAGAAAAAGGCCUACUAGUCGUUCUCCCAGAAGCACAAAGCAUAGUCUUGCCCCUCGGGCAUUGCCUGUGUAUCCUACACAUCCUUUUGGCCUCACUUGCAGCCAAGGGCCUGAAAUCCAGAAGAGAAGCCGUACCAGGCAGGGCAUGGGGAGAAGAAACGGUGGAGGGUUGUAUAAAGAAGCUUAUAGCAAUAUUGAGGGGGAAGGGCAGGAGGGAAAAAGGGUUGGAGGGGCAGAGGCUAGUCCUGAGAAAAGGAAGCAGCAACUUGUACAGUGGCUGAGAAAAUAGAAAAUAGUUUUGAUUUUUUUUAAAUUGUAAAAUAUUUUGGAGGGGAGAGUGAAAUCUUUUAACACUUUGAAUAAAUUUAGAGUUUUAUAUAA
Molecule: messenger RNA, 2304 nt
Organism: Galeopterus variegatus (Sunda flying lemur)
Lineage: Eukaryota; Metazoa; Chordata; Mammalia; Dermoptera; Cynocephalidae
Gene: RCC1
Product: regulator of chromosome condensation 1
Exons: 10
Coding region: 1-1317 (438 amino acids)
Cellular component (GO): cytoplasm
Molecular function (GO): guanyl-nucleotide exchange factor activity
Source: RefSeq, a predicted model, not a curated record